UAACUUCCUAUUUUUAACUCCUGAUGAUUCAUUGACCAUUGGUUUCUCUGUUUACUAUCUAACUAGCAAUACCUCUGUACAUUCGUGUAGAUUUGUGUCAUUUGUUGAUUGAUCUGCAAAGUAUUCUGCCUAGGAUUGGUAAAGAUUUCAGGGGAAAAUGCCGAAAAUAGAAGACACAUUGUUUCAACUCAAGUUUGCUACAAAGCAACUCGAGCGAUCAGCCAAAAAGUGUGAAAAAGACCAAAAAGUCCAACAGGCCAAAGUAAAAAAGGCGAUCGAACAGAAGAACGUUGAAGGAGCGAGAAUAUAUGCUGAGAAUGCUAUUAGGAAGAAGAAUGAGGGCCUAAACUUCUUGAGAAUGGCGUCAAGGGUAGACGCAGUAUCAUCAAGGGUACAGUCAGCACUCAUGAUGAAAGAUCUGACAAAGUCAAUGGGUCAAGUCGUGAAGGGAAUGGAUUCAGCUAUGAAGUCGAUGGAUCUUCAAAAGAUUGCUGGCGUCAUGGAGAAGUUUGAGAAACAGUUUGAGGACCUUGACGUUCACACACAGGUGAUGGAAGGUUCUAUGGGUCAAGCUACUACACUCACCACACCUCAAGACCAGGUGGAUAAACUCAUCCAAGAAGUAGCGGAAGAGAACGGCUUAGAGAUGAUCUCCGAGCUGAAUGCCGCCCCGAUUGCGUCAGGGUCUCUCUCUGUCGCUUCAUCAUCAUCAAGGUCGGUUAGAGAUGAGGAUCGUCUUGACCAGAGGUUAAGAGCUCUUAGGGAAUAGACUUAUGUUGUGGGAAUGGGGGUUUAUUAGGUUUGGGGAUGAGGUUGAAUCAUGGAAGUGUUUUAAGGGAAGGUAUACAUUUUUUCCAUCCAUUACAAUACACACAAAAACGGAGCUGUAUCAAAGUGCAUAACAAGCAGGUACCAAAAUAGCAAAAAUAAAGGACAUCCAAAUUAAUUAUGAGUCAAAUAAAAUAGACUUAAGAACUUUCCUAAAGUUCAGCAGUGAUUGAGCAUGGGCAAUGUUAUGAGUUAACUUAAUCUCCUUGGUUGGUCUGAGCAUAGAGCCCAUGUAAUCCGUGGUAAUAAAAUAAAUGGCAAUAAACCCAACUUGGCUAAAGGUACAGCAGGUUUUGAUAGUAUAAAGCAUUUUGAGAAUAAUUUCACUUUGAAGUAUGGUGGUUAUGAUAAAAUAUGUCAAUUUUUAUCAUAAACAAAUUGAAUCUGGGAAGUAUUACUGACAGAUAUGUUUCUCAGAUUGUGUAUUUCAAUUACGUUUUGUUCUUCCUGCUUAAAUAUAUAAUCGUUGUGGAUUUAGCCAUAUCUGAAAAAAACAACCACCUUUUGAAUUGAAGUUUACACAGGUUAAUUUAACUGCGUACAUCUAUAUUCAUAUGUACAUAGGAUUAAAACAAUCAAUGGUCCCUAACUAAAACCAAAGGUAUACUUUCCCUUUAAGAGAAGGUUCUUGAUUGGCUGUGAUGUUUUACUACAUUCAGGGUCAAGUGGGCAAAGUGUUUGAAUAGUGUCCAAUUGAAAGAGCUGAUGGGUGUAGGUUUCAGAUGGUGGGCAUGGGGCUAGGGUGGCAAAAGAUGGCCAUUGGGAAUAAGGAUGAUUUGGUAAGAAGAUGAGGUUUGAGAGAUUUUAGGUUCUUUGAGUUGAAUGGAAGAAUGGUGAAGAGGAGAUCGAUCACUAAAAGGGAUAACCAUGCAAAGUAAGGCAAACCUAUGCAUGGGAAAUCAAUUUGCUAAUUAAAAUAGUAGUUGGUAGUAAGUAAUAAUGUCAUGCAAAGUUUGGGUCUUUUUGUCGUUCAAAUACCGGGAGGAAAGUGUAAAAAUAUACUAAAAUUUAUGUGCCCAAGAUUUGUAUUUUUAAUUGUGGUUGCAAAACACAACUGUUUUAAAAAUACAAGAAAAACCUCUUGGUUAAAAUGAUCUUCUUGUUGAAACUACACAAAGAGCAGGAACCAAUGUUAUGGUUCUGCUCAUGAUUGAAUGUUGUGCUUAUGGGGCCCUGUAUAACAAAGAUUUCUAUGGGACAUAAGAGCAUAAUUCUGUGGUAAGUAGAGCCAUAAAAUUGAGCCCUUGUGAAAUUGAGUAAUUUUAGUAGAUGUCAUCAUGUGUUGGUUGGAUAAACAAAAGUGUAGCUUUGUAGUUUCUGGAUAUAAUUCGUCCAGAAACAAGAUGUAAAUGUUGGUAGAAAAAAAACAUAUUAAUUUACCACAAGGGAAAUUGACCGGUUUAAUGUUUGAAUUAUUUUCAUUUGAACAAAGAAAAAACUUUGAAUCUGUGCCCUUAAUGUGACGACAGUGAUGUUACUUUAGCUAUCUAGCGCUAAUAAUGACUACUCUCACUAUUCUGUCAAUAUCUUGGUGCCAGUCAGAAGCAUAAACACUCAAUUGAUUACCAAGUUAUGAAUAAUAUAUUUGGUCUUUUUUUCUCAACCCACUUUGUUAAAACAUUUUGAGGUUGGUAAAUUAGAUUGCAGAAAGGAAACAUCAUUUUUAUUUCCGACUGAUGGUUUGGUGAUGACUGGGUCAAGGAUGGCAGUUGCUUGUGAUUUAAAUCAAGUUAAUGACAGCGUCAGGAAAGCAUAUAUGUGUCAA
Messenger RNA from Asterias rubens (European starfish), 2593 nucleotides. Its product is annotated as charged multivesicular body protein 1a-like. NCBI's taxonomy places the organism in Eukaryota, Metazoa, Echinodermata, Asteroidea, Forcipulatida, Asteriidae. Gene Ontology annotation, cellular component: ESCRT III complex; multivesicular body. Gene Ontology annotation, biological process: late endosome to vacuole transport; protein transport; endosome transport via multivesicular body sorting pathway. The record is from RefSeq and is a predicted model, not a curated record. The coding region runs from base 158 to 769 and encodes 203 amino acids. The transcript is spliced from 7 exons.